Lentinula edodes (shiitake mushroom) is the source of this 1737-nucleotide messenger RNA. RefSeq lists its product as uncharacterized. Gene Ontology annotation, molecular function: ATP-dependent H2AZ histone chaperone activity. Gene Ontology annotation, biological process: chromatin remodeling. The transcript is spliced from 6 exons. The record is from RefSeq and is a predicted model, not a curated record. NCBI's taxonomy places the organism in Eukaryota, Fungi, Basidiomycota, Agaricomycetes, Agaricales, Omphalotaceae. Bases 1 to 1737 code for a protein of 578 amino acids. Gene Ontology annotation, cellular component: Swr1 complex.
AUGAGCAACCCCGAUAUUCAACUUGAAACUGGCUCAGAUAGAGGAUGGGAGACCAAGAAGGGUGAGGAGGUGCUCCAGAGUGUUGCAGAAAGUCAUGUUCUUGCCUUUUCCCUUCAACGCUCAAGAGAGAGAUGGCUCACCUCCGUGCUCCCAAAGUUUUCCAGCAAGGUCAAAAAGGGAUUUAAGGCUGGAUCAGAUACUUCAUCGCCUCCGCCACACAGUUUGCAUCUUCGCGGAAAAUGUGAAGUUCAGAUUGGUCCUCAUAUAUUCCCAAAUACUACGUUCUACGAAGCAAUCUAUCUCCCUACAUAUCAUUCAAACCAGGGCCUGAUUUCGACUUCUUACGCCAGUACCACCCCUUCUGCUCUUGAACCGACCAUGGCUACUCCUGCUCUCAUAGAUCAAAUUAAUGCCGCUGCCGCGACGAACCCUAUCCUGGCAUCUCUUCUUCAGCUUGCCAAUGCCGGGCAGGCGACUCCAGAUCAACUGCACAUGCUGAGUAUCACUAUCCGGUCGUUGGCCGCUAAUCCUUUACCUGCGUCGCAAUAUAGUAGUUUGAACGCUCAGAAUUCAAGUGCACUGUCUACCACACCAGAGUCAAACAAGGAAUUUGAUCUCGUUAUUGAAUUUGAGGCAUCCUCUAACCGCUUCAUCUUUCCUCGCGGAACUACAGUGUGCGAGCGUGUAUCAGGAUCCGAAGACAUCGUCGUGACCUCAUAUAUUCAACUGCAGAACAGUAGCUCGAUGCAGAAAAUAACAGAAGAAUCACAAGGGCAGAGCUCAAGUCAAUAUCGUAUGUUAAGGUUGUCUUUGCACGGAGCUUCCGAAUCUCUGUGGGAUAGUUUGAACCGCUGGGCAGGUGGAGAAGACAUCAUGAAUGCAAAUAGGAAAACUUUGAACCAACUUAAAGGCAAGCAGCCGCGAAAAACCUACCUUGCCUAUCGUCUUCCAGAGGGACUACUACUCGAUCACAUCAAAGCCGCAGUGUCAGCUCCUUACCCCAUGAAAGCUCUCAAGCCCCCGGCUUCGCUUCUCAAGUCUAGGCGUAUCAGGAAGCCUGUUACAAAGACGCCUCAGGAACUAGAAAGAUCUUCACUCGACACUCAAACAAACGCAAAACCACCGCGACGGAAAAGGAGUGCUGCUGAAUUGAACGCGGCUUUGGAUCUUGCUGCCGCGAUCACUGGUGCAGGGAGUGUUGCUAACUAUAGCCUGACUCAAUCAAGUCAUUCUUCUGCUCUUCCUACUCCUUCUGCUCUCACAGAUACCUCUACACACGCAGCUCCUCCGCCACCGAAGAAACGAAAACAACGCACAACCUUGAAAUCAGAAUAUCAAUCUCAGCCUGCAGCGACUGAAAUUAAGUGUAGGUCAUGUCAAGCGACUGAUGUUCCUCUAAUGCUUGGUGGACGAUUCUGUCGUCCUUGUGUCGAAGCAGGUCGGGGAAUUGCCGACAUCCCCCAAUUACCGAACUAUACUCGCGCCCCUCAGGCAUCAGCUUACACUCCAAAGUAUAUUCUUCCUCCCCUUCCCCUUCCGCCGAUGGCGACUCAUCACUUUACGUUGAUGGAUCCAACUUCUCGUUAUCCAUCAGCGACAAUUUCUGGACCCAGACCCGAUGUAGUGGCCAGUUACGCUCUAAACAAUAUCCACUCAGGAACUCUGGCAACACCUAAUCUCACAACGAUGACCAAUAUACCGACAAAUCAAUCCACUCCUCCGAACGUAGAAAACUAA